Molecule: messenger RNA, 1142 nt
Organism: Diabrotica virgifera virgifera (western corn rootworm)
Lineage: Eukaryota; Metazoa; Arthropoda; Insecta; Coleoptera; Chrysomelidae
Gene: Bet1
Product: BET1 homolog
Exons: 1
Coding region: 121-453 (110 amino acids)
Biological process (GO): endoplasmic reticulum to Golgi vesicle-mediated transport; vesicle fusion with Golgi apparatus
Cellular component (GO): Golgi trans cisterna; SNARE complex
Molecular function (GO): SNAP receptor activity
Source: RefSeq, a predicted model, not a curated record
UACAUAUUUUGACGUUUAGAGUACACGUCAAUCUUCAUACAAAAGACAAAGUUUUGUAAAUACAUAUUUUCUCUAUUUUUUAAAGUUAUAAAGCGAUAUUUAACCGUGGCAGCCUACAAGAUGAGGAGAGCCCACGCAGGUAACUAUUAUGAACCAUUACCACAAGCUUCCAACGAAAUCGAAGAUGAAAACGAUAGAAUGACUAAUGAUCUGCAAGAAAAGAUUGGCGUCUUAAAAUCGUUGACUAUAGACAUUGGAAAUGAAGUUAAAUACCAGGACAGAAUGCUCAGAGAUGUGGACGACGAUCUAGAUAAGACUGGAGGCUUCUUGGGCACCACAAUGUCGAGAGUACUGAGAUUAUCGAAAGGAUCUCAUAAUUACCUCAUCCUGUAUUUAUUUGUGUUUUCUGUAGUGGUGUUUUUUAUUCUGUAUCUAGUUAUUAAGUUUAGGUAGAUGGUGUAUGGUUUGUAUUAUUGUAUAAUUAUUUAUUGGACUGUAAUGUAUGCAUAGUGGGGACAUAUUUGUAUUAAAAUUUUACUGGAUUUAUUUAAUUUCAAGGGGUAACUAUAAUAGACCAUUUGUUGAAUGUAUUUGUCUCUAAUGACCACUUUGAUAAAAUAAUUAUAUGAUCUGUAUAGUUUUACUUUAAGUAUAUUUUUGGUGCAGUUUAUUUGGGAAUUAAACAUAAUUUUUACUGCAUAAUGUGUUAAUUAAACAAAUUACAUCAAAAUAUUAAGUUUCAUUCUUUAGAAAAGUGUUCCAGUUCUUUAUUAUUUUUAUAUUCUCUUGAUCUGCAUGUGGUUAUUAACAGAGGUGUAAGGAGGAUGAUCCUAAGGGGGGGGGGGUUUACAACUACUUGAUGGUCUCUGGGGAGUAUGGAAUAGUAAUGGUGUUAAGCAUAUGAAGCUCAAAGUACAGUACAUCCAAAUGGGGGGGGAGGGGUUACAACCCCCAAACCCCCCUGGUUAUGCCUAUGGUUAUUAGUUUUUAUUGCCUUCAAUGAAAUGUUUUUUUUAACUAUCAAAAAACUGUUUAAUGUGUAUAGUUUUUGUAUAUUGUUUUCCCAUCAAUAUUUAACAAUUUGAUUAUGUAAUAUUGUUAUAUUUAUGUAUUAUUAAAAUAAAAAAUUUAGUUUUUUAGAA